GGGAAGCAGAAGGAAGCGGACGUAUGUUACAGCUACGUCCCCUAUGUUAAAGCUGCCUGUUACGCCUUUCCUUUAUUAUGUCCAUGGUUACGCCCUUUGACUCGUGUCAAGACCAAUCCGCCCAACGUAUGUCUUAAGAGGACAAACCAUAGACUAAUUCGGAUUCCACACACAGAAAACUUCCAGUACACAAAAACAACAGAUGAUACGAUCAACUAUGAAUUUAAGAUCAUCAGCAAGAGGAUUUCUAGCUUUCCUUCUUUCACUCCCAGUGCUGAAGGCUGAUUACUGGAUUACUUACUCAUCUAGUAAUGUCUGCGCUCCAAGAGGAUCGACGGUUGACAUCACCAGCCAAUUUAAAUACCCUAAAGCACAGCACGUCGAUACCACAGUCCAGGAGCCACGGUGGUUUCAUAAAAGAGAUGUUGAUGUGCAAAAAGAUACAGACUAUGCUGGUCGUGUUAAAAACAAUUGCUGGAAGCCCAAAUGUAUCAGGGUCAGCUGUACUGUAGAGUGUACCCUGAGCAUCAGUGACCUGAGACAGAGUGACUCUAGUGAGUACAAGUUCAGGUUAAGAACAUACAAUACAGUAACCGCCGAUAUACUGGAAUAUUCCAGUGACCUUGGAGUGACGCUAUCUGUGACAGGUCUCCAGGUGAAAGUGUCCUUUCCUAUCCGUCCAAACAGGGCAUCCUUGGAAUGUAGCAGUAUGUGUGGUCUAGCUGCAAACCCUAGCUACAUCUGGAUCAGGAAUGGUCAGUCACCAAGAGAAGGAAUGAAGUACCCUGGCAUUGUUUGGUCUCAUUAUAGCUAUUCAUGUGCUGUUAAAGGAUACGAACAUUUCCCCUCUCCUUCAGUGUAUGCUCCAAAGACCCCCGCAGUGACCGUGAGUCCCUCUGGGGGAAUAGAGGAGGGCAGCUCAGUGACUCUGAGCUGCAGCAGUGAUGCCAACCCAGCAGCUGACUACACCUGGUUCAAACAUGGAGACUCAAUGGGACAAUCAGGACAGAACUACACAAUCACUGAUAUCACAUCUGAGCUUGGAGGAAGCUAUUACUGUCAAGCACAUAAUGCAAUCGGACGUCAUAAUUCCACCCUUUUGUUUAUUAAUGUUACAGAGACAUCAUCAUCACAGAUAACAGCAAUAGCUGGAGGGGCAGUUGCUGUCUUACUGGCCUCCAUACUCCUUCUUGUUCCAUUCCUCUGGAUGAGAAGAAAGAAGGCCUCCAGAAAAGCAUCUGGAAUGGGAACAGAUACCGUAGAUGAGCCAAUUCCUUUUCCUGUGUAUGACAACGUCUUAGCUCUGACCAAUCGCUCAGCUCCUGCAGCACAGAUAGAACCAAUAGAACAGCAGGAUGACCUUCACUAUGCCAGCAUCAACCUCUCUCACCCAGAGAAUCAGGAAGUGCCUCGCUGUGUGGCUGGCUCCCGUGUCCAAUCAGAUCAGAUCGAGGAGGUCCUUUACUCUGUGGUCAAGGCCAAUGCUGUCCCUGAGUACUGUGAUCUGACAGAGACAGAAGGAACCUCAGAGUUGUACAGAACCGUCAAAUAACACCCUAGACUUUGAUCCACUGAGCAGCAGGAUUUAUAAGGAUAAAGAAUAACUUAUUCUGUUUAAACAGGACACUACGCUGGCUGAGGGUUUGCUGGAUAUACCUAAAUGCGCAUGCAAAUGCAAAUGAAAAUACAUUAGAUUAAGUGCAUUACACACAAAUACAGAUUGUAUGCAACGGUGAAACCAGAUUGAAUCAAAUGUAGUUUAGUCUGAACUGGGUUCGAAAAACCAUCAAAUCCACAGGUAUACCACCAAUGUGGCUCAUAGCGUCGGAAUAUCAUUCACCAUCUAGGCUCCGUCCUUUGUAAAAUGUGUUAGGCUGUAUGAACCUAAACUAAUCAGAUGAUAAGACACGUGACCUACCUGCCGUAAAUAUUUUUAGCAUUCCGGUUUUGAGGAUUUCAGAAUAACGUUUCUGUUCCGGAACAGUUGAAGACCAUUUGGUUUUCGUUUCCGUUUCCGUUCCUCGUAAAAUUUCGUUCGUUUUCGGUUUUCAUUUUCGUUCCUUGAACCGGUUCGGAGCCCUGGUACUCAUUCCUUCGACCUUUGUAUUAUAAUCUAUUUAGAAAUUGAGGCAUCUACAAUGAUAUCUGCAAUGUUUCCACGCAAGCAAGUGAAAGAGAUCAAUUUAGCCAUCUAGCUCCAUAGACCCCAAUUCAAUCUAAGCUCGCCAGCGAUCAGUGGAAUUCUUAUGGAACUGCAAUCACGCUUGAUACAAGAGGGUUCUACAGAGGGUGCCAAGGCUCUCCGUAGACUCGCUCUGCUUUCACCUUGAAUAACAAUUUGAGUUUGCAUGACUAAAUAACUGAAUAAAGUGUGGCUAUCGCUCAUUUGGAUAACUUAUUAGAUGUGAUCAUUUGCAGUGACUUACAGUGACCCGCUGCCCAAAUAUGAUGCUCUUUUUGAUUUCUUAAUAAUAUAAGAUUUUAAAAACUGUCUACCUAAGAAUGUUGCGACUUACUUGGGUGAGCAUAAAGACGCGAAGCCAUCCGACACCACCAUAAGGGCGGAUGAAUAUGUUCUAGCUCAAAAGGGUACAAGCUCUUAUCCUGCUAAGCCUCAAUACUUUGCCUUUCAAAAGACCUUUAAGCCUGCUAAAGAAACAUUAGCUGACAACAUUCAAAGUGAUAAGAAAAGAGACUCGUUCUAGAGAUCAUCAGUGGACAUUGUAAAAACGUACUUGCAAAUUGCUUGAAUAGCCCUUGUGGUGGAUAACCGAGAUAUAAUACACUUUAACUAACUUAAGAGAGAGAAAAAGAAAUCGAGGGGUCCGGAGCAAGUAUUGACACAAGACUUUAUCGUUUAAAAAGCAACAACGAUAACAGCCGAAUGAUUUGCAAAGCACUGCUGGUUCACAAACUCCAGCGUCUUUUUAUACACACACACAGAGCAGUUUCUUCUUGAGGUGUCCGCCUCCAAUCAGUCAUAAAUCCGUCUUAAUCUGAAUGGUCAGCAAAUGGUCAACAAAGAUAGCCCAAGACACUAGGCUGAGGUCAGCACGCCUUAACCCCGUAGCUUCCUGCUCCUUUUAGGGGUUCCACCAUAUGGUCUUAACUCGAAAUCCGUGGCCACAUCACGGAAACACGCCGAUAUCCGUGUGUGAGCCACGGAAUAACAGUGUAAUUUACUUGCAUUGGAGCAACUUCCGUUGACACAACGACAAUUUAAGUGUUUCAGUGAGACCACCCCGGGUUUUGAGUUUAGCCCCCGUGGUUGACUCGCUCGUUGAAACGGGGAUCCGUGUGUGAGCCACGGAACAUCAGCGUCAUUAACUUGCAUUGGAGCGAAUUCCGUGGCCGCAUCACGGAAAUCGGCGUAUUUCCGUGAUGUGUCCACGGAUUUCGAGUUAUUCGUCCGUAGUCAUUUCACGGAUUCCUGUGAGACCAGGUUGUCACCAACACCCUCAGCUGGUCCGAGAACACGGCCUCUGUGAGAUAGGCUGAGCAGAGGCUGUACUUCAUUAGGUCCCUGAAAAAAGCCGGCCUCAGCUGUCAACCGCUCACCCAGGCCUACAGAUGUCGGGUGGAGAGCGUCCUCACAGGGGGCAUUACUUAGCCCAUCUGAACUUGUUUUCGGGCCUACUGUCCGUGGCCCGUUGAAAGUGCUCAGAGAAUCUAUGCUGACCAAGAAUACAUCUCCUCACAGUGUGUCUGACUCUGUAUCCAAAAUUUGUGUAAGACUUCAACUAGCAAAAUGGCUUAGGAAAACCUUGGCAUGAGCCAGAAACGAAUGAAACAGCUUUACGAUCAAAAAGCUGUACUGCGUGAGUUUCAACCUGGUGAUAAGGUGAUUGUGUUUCUCCUCAUUCUCGGCUCCGCUCUUCAACCGCGCUACACCGGUCCAUAUCUUGAAUAAGACAUGUCGGUGAUGUUAAUUAUGUCAUAGCCACACCAGGCAGGAGGAAAACAUCUCGCUUGUGUCAUAUCAACAUGCUUAAACACUAUUAUGAUCGAGAUGACUCUCAAUCAAGGCGUGUUCGUCUCUGUUAAUGCGAUAAAUUCAGCAGUGCCGCUGUCCAGGAGACCUCGUGCUGAAACUGCUACCUCUCUGCCUGUGACCUUUCAAUCUGCGGCCUACACCUCAGCAUCAACGCAGCCUGGACCUGCUACGUUGCUGCUUGGUGAGGAGGGUGUUCGUUGCACUGACCGAACGUGCUAAAGAGAUAUCCGCCUUUUUACACCUGAUGUCCUUCUACAAUACACGCCACGGUCAUGCCAUUUGGCCUGCGGAAUGCUCUAGAUACUUUCCAACGUUUCGUCAAUCAGGUUCUUGUUGGCAUUUCUAAUUGUGAGUGGUACCUUGAUGAUAUGGUUGUGUAUAGUACCACCUGGUGUUUGCACAUAAAACAUCUCAAAACGGUGUUCGAGAGAUUGUCUGCGGCAAAUCUGACCAUAAAUUUGUGAAUUCAAACAAAUCCAGUUUCUGUAAGACUGGGUUGCCGUAACGGUGUGUUUGUGUGUGCAUACAAGGAUCUGUCUGAGAGAGAGAGAGAGAGAGAGAGAUAGAGAGAGAGAGAGAGAGAGAGAGAGAGAGAGAGAGAGAGAGAGAGAGAGAGAGAGAGAGAGAGAGAGAGAGAGAGAGAGAGAGAGACAAAAUAGGGGAAGGGCAAAAGCAGGAAGCAACUUUAUAAAGUCCAGUUUAUUGUUCUAAGAUCCAAAGUCGUUCCUAGUACUUCAAGUUAAUUCUGCGGCAUAACAAUUAUUUGAAAAGGGUUAGGGUUUAAUUUAUUUGAUCUUAAGUGGACAAACCACAGACUCUGGAUUUCCAAACACAGACAACUUCCUGUUAAACAGUAAGGCGUUGCCUUUUCUGCACUUUUAUUGAAUUACUUAGCAAACCUAAGAAACAGCAAUAUCAAGAACAAGAAACAAUCAAAAUAAGAAACGGAAAUAUGUGUAUUGAGAUUUCUUAAGAAAAAUUAUCUUAACACAAUUGUAUUGCCUCUUCGGCCCUACAUGCUAUGUAUACUUUAAAAAAAAAACGAUUGUGUUUCAAUAUCUCAAGAGAACCACAGAGGAUACAACAAACUAUGAAAUUAAGAUCAUCAGCAAGAGGAUUUCUAGCUUUCCUUCUUUCUCUCCCAGCGCUGAAGGCUGACGACUGGAUUACUUACCCAUCUAGUAAUGUCUGCGCUCCGAGAGGAUCAACGGUUCACAUCAGCUGCCACUAUAAAUGUCCUAGAAACCCGAACAUCACUCUCACAGUCAAGGACAAAAAGUGGUUUUCUCAAAGAGAUGUUGAUGUGAAAACAGAUACAGACUAUGCAGGUCGUGUUGAAUACAAAUGCUCCAGGCCCAGCUGUACCAGUCACAUCUGUAAUGCAAACUGUACCCUGAGUAUCAGUGACCUGAGACAGAGUGACUCUAGUGAGUACAAGUUCAGGUUCAAAACAUACCAAGUAGGUAUACUGGAAUAUGCUGCUGGCCUUGGAGUGACGCUAUCUGUGACAGAUCUCGAGGUGAAAGUGUCCUCUCCUAUGCGUAACAAUCCUAGUUGGGUGGUCUUGGAAUGUCACAGUAUGUGUGGUCUAGCUGGUAACCCUACCUACAUCUGGAUCAGGAAUGGUCAGUCAGCAGGAGAAGGAAUGACGUACCCCGGCUUUGUUUGCUCUCAAUAUAGCUAUUCAUGUGCUGUUAAAGGAUACGAACAUUUCCCCUCUCCUUCAGUGUACGCUCCAAAGACCCCCUCAGUGAUCGUGAGUCCCUCUGGUGAAAUAGUGGAGGGCAGUUCAUUGACUCUGAGCUGCAGCAGUGAUGCCAACCCAGCAGCUGACUACACCUGGUUCAAACAUGGAGACACAGUGGGACAAUCAGGACAGAACUACACAAUAACUAAUAUCACAUCUGAGCUUGGAGGAAACUAUUACUGCCAAGCUCAUAAUGCAAUCGGACGUCAUGAUUCCACCUUUUUGUUCAUUAAUUGGAAAGAGAGAUCAUCAUCAUCACAGACAACAGCCAUAGCUGUACGGGCAGUUGCUGUCUUACUGGCCUCCAUACUCCUUCUGGUUGCAUUCCUCUGGAUGAGAAAGAAGGCCUCCAGAAAAGCAUCUGGAAUGGGAACAGAUACCGUAGAUGAGCCACUUCCUGAUCCUGUGUAUGAGAACGUCUUAGCUCUGACCAAUCUCUCAGCUCCUGCAGCACAGAGAGAACCAACAGAGGGAACUCGCUGUGUGGCUGGCUCCCGUGUCCAUUCAGAUCAGAUCUAGGAGGACCUUUACUCUGUGAUCUAGGUCUAAAGACCCAAUGCUGUCCCUGAGUAAGCAUCUCUUGGUAUUUCCCAUAUCCCCUUCCAUGUCUUAUUUUCAGGGACCAUGAUCUGACAGAGACAGAAGGAACCUCUGAGUUGUACAAAACCAUCAAAUAACACCCUUGACUUUGAACCUGUGAUGGCAGCAGGAUUUAGAAGGAUAAAGAAUAACUUAUUCAGUUUAAACAGGACAAUACGCUGGCUGAUCGUUUGCUGAAUAUACUUAAAUGUGCUGGCAAAUGCGGAUGAAAAUACAUUAGAUUAAGUGCAUUACACACAAAUACAGAUUGUAUUUAACAGUGUUACCAGAUUGUAUCAAAUGUAGUUUAGUCUUAACUGGGUUCGGAAAACCAUCACAUCCACAGGUUUACCACCAAUGUGGCUCAUUGCGUUGAAAUAUCAUCCACCAUCUAGGCUCCAUCCUUGUAAAAUGUGUUCGGCUGUAUGAAGCUAAACUCCAACUCAAACUGAUGAGAUGAUAAGACAGGUGACUGAGCUGCUGUAAAUAUUUGUAAUACAGUGAUCAGAAGCCAUGUUGGCUAUCUGUAAUGUCAUAAAACCGUAACAGAUUUUUACUUUAACCUUGUAUUAAAAUUUAAAUUUGCAUGAAUCAAUAACUGCAGUGUGGCUUUUUCGUCAUUUGGAUAUCUUACUUGAUGUGAU
Molecule: messenger RNA, 6964 nt
Organism: Gadus chalcogrammus (walleye pollock)
Lineage: Eukaryota; Metazoa; Chordata; Actinopteri; Gadiformes; Gadidae
Product: sialic acid-binding Ig-like lectin 14
Exons: 15
Coding region: 5016-6260 (414 amino acids)
Source: RefSeq, a predicted model, not a curated record